Molecule: messenger RNA, 4515 nt
Organism: Corythoichthys intestinalis (scribbled pipefish)
Lineage: Eukaryota; Metazoa; Chordata; Actinopteri; Syngnathiformes; Syngnathidae
Product: protein FAM83B-like
Exons: 4
Coding region: 1523-4099 (858 amino acids)
Biological process (GO): signal transduction
Cellular component (GO): membrane; cytoplasm
Molecular function (GO): protein kinase binding
Source: RefSeq, a predicted model, not a curated record
UGUAAAGCAGGUACAACAGGUUGUGAUCCUCGACCUAAGUUGCAGGACACCAUGCAGGACUUCACAUUAGCGCUCUGCCAGUUCCACCAGAAAGGCCCAGCCUGUCAAACCCAGACCGGAAUAAAGUUCUGGCAAAUUGUAGACUGUGACCUGAGGAAAGACUCACCUCCCGUUGUUUGCUCACACUGGACUGACCGGUUCUGGUGUCUUUGCUCAACACGUUAGUUGCUAGUUCAACUCGACUUUGAAGGAGCAAAAAUGGGAAAAAAUAUGAAAGCGGAACCAGCAGGAAUCCCGUCAUUGCGGAAGAUGUGGAAUCUGUCAUGUGGACGCCAGCCAUGUGAAUGCAGCUUCUUCAACAUCAAAUGAGGGAUUAUCAAGUGGAAUUGUUGGUGUAGCUUCUUAAUCAUCCAGGUUGUACAGUAUAUGUUAAUUGAGUCAAGGAAACUGGACUGUUUGUGUUUGCUGAAGACAUUACACCUUCAAUUUGAAAGGCUUUUUCAAUGUAAAAUUUUGGGUCUGGAGUCACUAUUUGUGUGGGACAUCAGUGGGCUACAAGUGUCGAAUUGAAGGUAUGGCUGUCUAGAUUUGGAGGAGUUGACUAAGUACAGGACUUUGACUCUUUGAGUGAUUAAUAUUGUGGAUAAUAUUUGUAGUAUUCAAAAAGUGGACUUGAAAUUUUAUAGACUUAUGGAGUGUACAUGUAUUUGAGUAAUUGAGUGUACUUGAAUGAGUACUGUUUUUUUUUUUUUUUAAUGUAAAGUAGACUUGCAAACCUGAACAUGUCUCUUGCAAAAUAAGACUUAUUUAGGGGAAAAAACUAGACCUGGAAACAUCUUGGAACUCCUUACAUGGAAUGGACUAUGGCCAAUUAAUGUAGUCCUGAUGGAGACGACCUGCACACUUGAUACCGUGCCCUAGUACACUUAGUAAGGAGUAGACUUUUAGACCUGAGCAAACGAAGGAUUUGUUGGUUGAACUCUCCAAAUGAGGAAGGUGGUAGACUUCCAGACUUAAUUCGCAUGAUAGACAAGAGUUUUAUACUUGAGAGAUUGUAGACCUGUUAGAAUGGAUUUGUAGACUUGACAAAAUAGUGUUGGAAUUGAAUUACAUGUUUGAGUGGAAUUACAGGGUCAGGAAAUAGGGAGGAAGAGUGCACAAAAGGAUUGUAUGUGGUUGACUUGUAGACUUGGAAAAUUGACAAGGUAAAUUCGACUUGGUUGAACUAACUUGAAAGAUUGUAGACUGUAGAGUGAACUUGAAGACUUCAUGGAGAUUUUAUAGACUAAACACUAAAAGACAGUAGUCUCAGUAAUGUGGACUUGUAGACGUUGAAAGAUGUAGCCCUUCUAAAAUGCAUUUGUUGAAUCUGCCUAGAAAACGUUGCAAAAUUGAAAGCAAGAUUGUAAAUUAGUUGGCUUAAAAAAUUCGAAAAUCUUGUGAAUUUGAUCAAGUCGACUCGUGGAACCGAAAUACACUGGAUUGACGAUUGUAGACUUGGUAGUGUGACUUUGCUGAAGUAAUGGCGUCUAAGGAGUCUAUGUUGUCAGGCUUAUCUGCUCUGAAGGACGACGAUCCUCCUCCUUACAUCCAUCCUCACUACAAGGAAUCCUAUCGUCUGGCCAUCUAUGCAUUGCUAUGUGGAGGAAAGGAUGCUUAUAAUGACUUCCUCCAGGCCGAGCAGGUCAACCACUUCCUGUCUGACAGAGAAAUCCGUUUCAUCCUGGAGAACGCCGAGCCCCCUCAGCCAGAGGAUGAUGACGACAGGGCAGAGCGGAACCCCUGGGGAGGAGGCGAACCAGGCCAAUCCACGUACUUUCCUCUAGAGUCAGACGAGGAGGUUCCUGACCUGGACCUGGGCUGGCCCGAGGUGGCUCUGGAAGACCAGGACACUAGUAUCAGUUUACUUUUCCACCCGCCCAGGCCCAGCACACCUACCAUCAAGGAGGUGAUUCGCAAACAGAUCCAGGAUGCCAAACAGGUGGUCGCCAUAGCAAUGGACAUCUUCACAGAUGUGGACAUUUUCAAGGAGGUUCUCGGUGCCACGCUACGGGGUGUGGUUGUCUACAUUCUCCUGGACAAGGGGCACUUUGGCAGCUUUUACGCCAUGUCGCACAGAGCUGGCGUCAACAUCCAAGAUCUCAAGAACAUUCGUGUACGGACAGUACGAGGUCAGCAGUAUCAUUGUCAAUCUGGGAUCAAGUUUCAUGGUGGCUUAGAGCAGCGAUUCAUCCUGGUGGACUGCCGUAGUGUUUUAUACGGAACGUACAGCUAUACGUGGUCCUUUGAGAAGAUCAAUGUGAGCAUGGUGCUGGUGAUCACUGGUCAGCUUGUGAGCUCCUACGAUGAAGAGUUCCGCCGCCUUUACGCUCGCUCAACCAUCCCUGAAGAGCUAUGCAAGGAGAGGUCACGUGUGGAGUACCUGAGAGAACCGGCACUCCUGCGAAGUCCAAACUCCAGCCAACUUUCCCUGCAACAACUUCACAUGAGACCCCGAGGUCCUCGUGGCUUAAGGGUUUUGGCUCAGGAAGAUGUCUUGGACACUGGCGCCAUCAUGACCAGGGGCCUUAGUAUGCAGGACCGCCUGCAUCUCUCCCACUUUCCUGACCACAUGACGAGGGGCCACAGUUUUGGGGGCGACCUUCAAAAGUUAAAUCCCAUGACUCGGUUGAGGAUGGGGACAAAAGAUAUAGGAGUCCCUAUUGUUCCUAACAGGAUGUCUCAACAGCAUAUUCGACACCAAAAUCGCUACGGUCCAGACCAGAAUCUGAUCCCGUUCAACUCUGAGACGUCCCUCCACAGGUGGAAAAUGGACACAUACCUGAACAGCCAGGUGAACCUUGACGGCUCCUGCGAUGCUUUGUCCCCGCUGACUUCGCCGUACAACAGUCGCACUGGCCUGAAUGACCACCAGCCGCAGGGGAUCCAGAACAGGUCAAGGGACAUUAAGUCCCGCUUGGACGAGAUCCGACAAAAGAGACUCAGUUUACAGGAAUUCAAUCAUCUCAGAGAGAGUCAAGAGUCCCUCCGAUCCAUGUACCAAAGCUUGGAUCGGGCCAAGUUCAAGUCUUCGUUAAGAGGCCUUGACGCCAGGCAGAAUGUGCCAGAGAUGGUUGGGUACCUGGAAGCCACAAACCAUAAAGACCUCAAUUCAAACCAGGAGGAUUGCAGAUACCACUCCACCUCAUACUUUGACAUCCAAACAGGCCCAGAGCAAAAAGUGACACCAGGUUACGAAUGGUAUGAGCCACUUGCUAGGACCACUUCGGCUGCCCACUUGGAGGACAAGCUGAAAGACCAGUCUCCCAAGUACCCCGGUGGUCUCCAGCGCCCUAGAACCAUGGAGUCGUUGAUUGAAAUCCCAGAGGAGAAAGAAGGUUCCAGUAAUCCUGUUAAUGGUAUAAAUGCGGUCAAAGACAGAAACAACAUAAAUGACGAUAAGACUUCCAAAAUGCAAUUGAGUGAGAAAAAGUCAGGCUCUCAAGAAUUAAAGUCACCUGUUCAUGAAGAGGACACACUUCCACAGUGUGCAUCCGAGUUAAAAAGUCACCCUCGUGACGAUUUCACGCUUCAGCGGAAAAACUCCACCAGGACAAAAAGCUUAGACGAAAAGAAGACUUCCAAGAAGGAGGAGAAGUCCCUCCAAAGGAAGGCCUCGCUAAGAUCGCAAAACUCUAGCGGUUCAAACUCACGGGCCUCUCCUGUGGGAAAAGCUCAAGGCAACGAGCACCGAAGCAGCCAGAACUCCAUCGGCAAGUCCUCAGUAGAGACUGAAAAGCCAAAGUCUACGUUCAACUUCCACCGAUUAUCUUCUCACCGUUCCAGCAAACGGAAGCCGAACCCGGUUGCAUCGGCGCAAGAGCGAGGCUCGCAGGAAUAUCUGGAGGAGCAGGAAAAGGCAGCCUACGAGAACCGGCAGGAGAAGGCCUACAGCCGCUACGAGUACCUUCUACGUUCUAGUGUUCCUCUGGACAAGGCCAAGCGGGGAGAGGCAGGGCAUUCUUCAGAAAACCUACCGUAUCAAACACAUGGUGCCAGUGACAACAAACUGGGACGAUUCAUGCAACGGGUUGGAAAUCUCAUUGGGAAGAACAAGUAGAACCCCAGAAGAAUGUAUUCAGUAUGCUCGCAAUAUAGUCACAUGAAGAGUACAAAUUAAAAUACAUACGUACAUAUAGUAUAUAAAAGUGACUUUUUAAUGUGUUUCUGCAAAUACCUUUUGUCUUGAGUCCGGGCUCCCGGCUCUACACAGAGGCAAGAGGGGGCAGUGCUCCUUCAAAUAAAUGUCUUGCCCCCUCAAAUUAAAAUAUUAGAAAUUGUGAACGCACAAUUUAAACACACUCACAAAAUUAAUAUAUUACAAAUUGACAGAUUUAUCUGCACUCAAUAUACAGGGUCAGGCAAAAUGAUCUGACACAUUAGUAGGCUUAGGAAAAGCCAAAUAAAGUAAAGAAACAAAAAGGUGUUUUUUAUUUUCGAAAAGUACAUAUAUUGCCAUUUUGUUUCAUUACGUUU